Molecule: messenger RNA, 1066 nt
Organism: Amphibalanus amphitrite
Lineage: Eukaryota; Metazoa; Arthropoda; Thecostraca; Balanomorpha; Balanidae
Product: translation initiation factor IF-2-like
Exons: 5
Coding region: 218-1066 (282 amino acids)
Source: RefSeq, a predicted model, not a curated record
GGGUUUUUAAUUUAGCGUCAAUAAAAAGAAGACUUUUAUGCGUAAAAAAUAUACUUCAAAGCUAUCAGAACUUGAAGAUAGCUGCUUUUCGAUGUGCUUUUUUCAUAGAAUGAAUUUUUGAUUUUCAAAUGUAGUGUGCUUUUGGGAUUCACUCAAAUAUACUUUGUCGGCCCCCUGCGAGAGGCUACGCUGCGUGCAGUUGUCCAAAGAAUGGCGGAUGGAGGGGGAUGGAGCCAGCCUCAUUAAAAUAUCGGGCCACCCAGCUACCAUCUCUCGCUGUCUCACCACCAAAGACCGACAUAAUAUCUCAAUGUUCCAUUGCAAUAAUUCAGGGCAGAUAGUCAGUACGAAGGAGGGGAGCGAGAGCGCGGUCCUCGCGAUCCAUUCCAGGGCAAUGGAGGGACGGUGCCACCUCGCCUCUGCCGAUCACAACAAAGUGCCUGAUAUUAGGGAUGCCUCUGUCGCAGCGGCCUCCCACUGUGAGUCGGCGGCGGGCGCCACCGACUCGUCCGGGCCGGCCGGCGCCGCCCGGGGACGCGGAGCGAGUCCCCGUGCCGGCGCCGCCCGCCCAUCUCCACACUCUGUGAUACGCUCAGCGCCCGAGCAGCGCGCCGUGGCGGUGCUCUCUCGUGUGGUGCCGCGCGGCCCGGCCACCACCGCCGGCUGGCGGCUGGCGCCGUGGGCGCGACUGGUCGGAGGAGGAGAGUCCACUGGCGGCACGGGCACGGCCGGCUGGGGCGCCCCGCCGCCGGCAGCUACAGGAAACAGCGCCGCCGCCGGCACGGCCAACUGGGCUCAGACCGGCCCGCCGCCCUCUCAGUGGGGCAGCGGCGGCCGGCCGAACGGCGCGCAGCCAUCUGGCGCCGCGCAGCCGCCGCAGCCCGGCGCAGCAAAGAACGGCACCGAUCAGCCUCAGCAGCAGCCUCAGCAGGGGCAGGAUCAGCAGCAGCAGGGCGGCGAUCAGCAGGGGCAGCAGUCGGCACAGCCAGCCCAGCCCGGACAGGAUGGGCAGGAGCAGCCGGCGGCCGGCGCGCAGGCUCAGAACGCCGAGAACAUAAUGCUAUGA